Molecule: messenger RNA, 3709 nt
Organism: Aplysia californica (California sea hare)
Lineage: Eukaryota; Metazoa; Mollusca; Gastropoda; Aplysiida; Aplysiidae
Product: ankyrin repeat and MYND domain-containing protein 1
Molecular function (GO): protein binding
Source: RefSeq, a predicted model, not a curated record
CACGCAGAGAAAAUCAAAAUGGACGAACAUUAAAAUCCUGACAGGAAGAACGAAGACUACCGUUUCCCUUACUGAUAAGAUAUUGUCCUGGAGGUGAACCAUGGCUGUUGAGGGGAUGCAACGGUUGAACACAGCGUCGUCAUUUGAGGGCUCUGGAAUCCCCGGUUCGAUAAAAGUCAAUUAUCGCACUGGUGCAAAGUUUGAAGGAAAUGUUGUGGACCACAAAAGGAUUGGCCAUGGGACUUUUGUUUGGCCAAAUGGAUCAAAGUACGAAGGGGAUUUCUCUGAAAAUUUGAGGCAUGGAAAAGGAACUCAAGUAUGGAGUGAUGGAAGUUCGUACACUGGAGACUUUGUCCAUGAUUUGAGGCAUGGGGAAGGAAGUAUACAGUGGUCCAAUGGAGAGACUUAUGAAGGAACAUUUUUCAAAGACCGGCGCCAUGGUAUUGGUGUUUACAAGUGGCCGGAUGGUUCCUCCUACACAGGAACGUUUUAUAUGGAUAAGAAGGAAGGCUAUGGUACCUUUAAUUUUGCCACUGGUGAUAUGUUCCAAGGUCUCUACAAAGAAGAUGAACGUGAAGGUCCUGGUGUUGUUACAUACAAAGAUGGAACUCAAGACGUGGGGAUGUGGCAUGGAGAAAAAAUCAUUAAGCUGUGCACAGAGAUUGACAAAGCCUUCACAAUCACUGACCAUCCAGAAUUUGAGUAUAAAGCUGAGGAACAUCGUGCUUACAUCACAGUGGAAGAUGAGAACCACACUUUGGCUCCAAUAGAAAAUGUGAUUUACCCUCCAGCUGCCCUUGACUAUCACCCGAAGCUGGACCUCUCAGAGAAAUUGAACGAACUGUACAGCGAAGCUCUUGAUCCCCGAAGCCUGGCUGUUGACAGAAAAACUUUCAAUGAAGAAUUCUUUAAAAGCAUGCCGAAGAAACAAGUGAUGAGUAGUCAGGUGGUGGCUUGGAAUAUGACACCCAGCAUAGUGGCUCUCCAGAAACACACUCUCAAACACGAUGCUGGAAAGUUGAGAAUAGACGUUGACAUAGAUGCAAUCUUAAAAUUAGAUCGUAGCAAAUUCAAAGACAAGGGCCCCUUAGAGAGGCAGUCCGAGGAACUGUUGGUUGCCGCAGGCUCUGGUGAUGCUGCAAUGGUGGAAUCGCUGUUGAAUUCUGGGAAGGUUCAUCCUGAUGUUUCAGAUAGACACGGGAGGACUGCUUUGAUUGGAGCAACUGUGAACUGGCACAUUGAAGUCAUCAACAUACUUCUCAACCAAGGGGCAGAUGUCAACAAACUGAGUGAUGAGGGCUGCUCUGCUCUCUCUGCUGGCACUAUCUUCUAUUACCCUGUGGAAGGUUUUCUCUACAAUAUGGCUGAACGAUACAUGGUCAAGCCUCCGGAACUUGAAUGUGCGGACAGUAAGCAAGAUGGUAUGCCCAAAGGCAUUCUUGCUAACAAUAAAGAAAGGCGUGCCAGCAGGCUGAACCAGAUCAAUAAAAUUCGGUCUGAAUCAAUCAGCACUUCUACAAGUUUGCCUCUGGCGAGCAAAAAUUCAAAAUUCAGACCGGGGGGGAAAGAUCAAGUGAAGAUUUUGACAACUCAUCCAUCAGGAACUCUUGUUGAACAUUCUGAAUUAAGAGAAGAUGAUGAUGGGAAAAUAACGCUCACGCGGUACGGCGACGGUGACUCUGCUUAUGGUGGGGACUUUGAGAAUCGUUUUGCCAAUGGAGAUGAACCCGAUGAAGAGGGGCCGGAAGAGUUUGAGUCCAAUCAAAGCAUGCGGAAUUACCACAUUGAAGUGAGCGAGCAGCUGGUGGAGCGCUGUGCCACUCAGCUCAGCCACAACACGCUGGUUGUCAGCAGAGAGGCCUCUGAGGUGGGCGACAGUAAAGCUCGACGACUUGCCGUGCAGAUGUCUCAUCACGAGAGGAUGAAACAAACCCUUGACCUUCUGCUCCGACGUGGAGCCGACCCAAACUCCUCCUCGGUGCCCAUGCCUGUGAUUUUCUUCGCCAUCAAGUCAGCGGACGUUGAGAUGGUGCAGCAGCUGCUGAUGAAAGGGGCGGACACGAACACAAAGCUGAGUGCUGAGAAAGGAGGCUUGUACCCCAUCCAUAUCGCUUGUGCAAUUCCUGGAGAGGAAGGAGUUCAUAUCACAGAGCUUCUGCUGAAUGCCCUGGCUGAUCCUGAUGCCAGGGCUCUGGAAGAUGACUCCUUUCUCAACCACACCUUGGAGGAAGAGUGGUCCAAGGACGUCAUCUCUGCAGAGUCUAAAGCUUUUCUGGGAGGUCGGACUGCUCUACAGAUAGCAUGCGCUCGAGAUGACAACUACAAGCAUGCCUGCAAGGUGGUGCGGCUGCUCUUAGAACACAAAGCCGAUGCAAGUCUUAUGUGCAAUGGAUUCUCCCCCCUGGCAUUGGCCAUUACAAGUGGAAAUGAUUUGGCAGUGGAUGAAUUGCUUUUGUUUGGGGCUGACCCAAGCCUCACCCUGACCCAUGGGGUGGGCAGCGCCCUGUGUGUGGCCACCAGCACAGAGUAUGAACACAGGAGAACCAUCCAAGGAAGAAUGCAGCUCGUCGAUAAAUUAAUCAGAGCAGGUGCUAAUGUCCUGGCUCCAAUCCAAAUUGGAGCAAAGAGGGUCACAGGCACAGCUGUGGAUUAUGCUUACUACAUGUUCAACCAGGACCGACGAAUUGCUCACAUGCCUUAUCACGCCCUCACGCAUGCCGAACGGGAAACGUAUAACGCCCGGCGCAAGCUGCUGGCUCACAUUGGUGAUAUAAUGCGGAACAAAGCGGUGGAGAGGGAGAAGAGGAAGAACUUUAAUGAUGAAAAAGAGGGAGUAAGAAGCCAGAGUCCCAGCGCCAACUUUGUUUACAUCGGUGCCGGUGCUAAGCUUCCUCCGGGGGUCAAGUCAAAAGCGGGUGCAAAGGCAGGUCAAGGUCAGGUCAAAUUUGAAUCCCCUGGGAACGAAGAGGAAGAGCUGAAAAUGGCUAUGGAGCCAGCCAGGGCACCAUCGCCCACGAGAAAACCCAUGUUUAAGUACUGCUAUGAAUGUGGCCGGUCUGUUGGUGUUCGCCUAGCUGCCUGCACCCGGUGCAAGGAGGUCUACUACUGCAGCAAGACCUGCAAACUCAAAGCCUGGAACGCCAGACACAGAGAAGAAUGUAUUCGCAUUGGAGGUCGUUCUCGGAGCCCCAGUCCCAAGCACAGAGCCAGCAGUCCUACAGCUGCAACGGUCGCUGACAGGGGAAAGAGGACAGCUGUUAAAAUCCAUGACACAGACCGUAGCAAUGCAAGACCCUCAUCAAAAUCAAGCCAGCCCUCCUUGUCAGGUGCACAGAGAAGGCAGUCAUCUGCUGCCUCAGAUAAAAAGAAAAAAGGAGAUGGAACGUCAAAUAUGCCACAAGGAAAUGAGUCUCACAGAAGUUCUAAUUCCCGAGAUAGCAAGCCUCCAAAGGGGCACUCAGUUUCUUACAGCGAGCAAAAUAGCAGGACAGGCAGUGGUAAAACUAAGAGAAGUGUGGAUGAAAGGAGUUUGCCUCUGACAAGGAAGUACAAGAGAAAUGGGGUGUUGGAAGCCGUCCCGAAGGGCAGGAACAUUCCAAAUGUUGUUGUGGUGAGAGGAAAGGCCACUCUGAAGAUAUAUCCUGUGCCUACAAGACCUCACAGACUUCCACCCUUGCAGCAUGCUACCAAGAAAUGGCUUGUGGAUGCC